AUGAUAAGCGGCCGGGGACUCGGCCACGGGAUCCGCCCGCUGGGGGCCAUGGCCGAGCGGAAGCCGGGCCCCUGGGGGGACCCCUCGGGCGCUGGGGUGGACCCGCGCCUGGGGCCGUGGGACCUGGCCACCGCCUCCAAGCUGCCCCCCCGAAUUGCGCGUGAAGACGAGCUAAAACAGGACAAAGAGAGAGAGCAGGAUCCUGAGAUUCAGAACUGGGAAAAGAUGGGGUUGGAAGUGGUGCUGAAGAGCACACCCAAGGACCCCUACAGUGACCUCAGCACUAACUGCCCUCUGCAGGCCAAGGAGGAGGAAGAGGACAGCAGUGACCCGGGAGGUCGCCCCAAGGGGGCUUAUGAGACUGACAGCGAGGGAGACUCUGAUGCUGACCUAGAAAGGGAAGCACAGAAGUUGUCAUUGAUGCAGGUGCCCCGUGGGCCGUAUGACCUCACUGGCAGGGCCCAGUACCUGGCAGCCUGUGAGACCUACGGAGCGGUGCCCAUCUCCUAUUUCCUUCACCACAUGCACGAUCCUGAGCUCACGCUGAUGCACCGCGGCCUUGGGCCUCAGGCCUGUGUUGUGUUACAGGGGGCCCGAGCCCUGGCCUCAGCCUUGAUGUCCAACACCUCCAUUCUGAAACUGAAUCUGAGUGACAACGGGCUGAACGAGGAAGGGGCCACGGCGAUCGCCGGAAUGCUGAAGGAAAACUGCUUCCUCACAGAUCUUGAUCUGUCUGAUAACAAACUGAGGGCCAAAGGUGCCAAGGCCCUGUGUGCUGCCCUCAAAGAGAACACCUCUGUGCGGCGGCUUCGGUUGUCUGGGAGUGACCUCGACACCCAAGCUGCCAAGGACAUCGCUGAUGCUCUGAUGGUCAACACGAAGGUGGAGCUGCUGGACUUGAGCCACAACCUCCUGGAUGAGGAAGCCGGGGAGACGCUCGGGCCAGCCCUGGCAGAAAAUGUCAGCAUAAAGGAGCUUAAUCUCAGCUGGAACCACCUCCGCGGCCUGGGAGCUGUGACCUUCACCCGCGGCCUUGCGGCCAAUAUCUACAUCAAAGUGCUGGACCUCUCCUACAAUGGCUUCGGCGACCAAGGAGCGGCCGCCAUAGGGGAGGCCCUGAAAGUCAACAGCGUGCUAGAGGAGCUCAACAUCAGUAACAACCGCAUCUCACUUCCUGGAGCCCUCCGAUUCUCCAGUGGACUGAGGGAAAACUGUACUCUGAGGAUACUCCUGAUGGGCAGGAACCCCAUGCGGAGCGAGGGCUGCCUCGGCCUCCUCAGGGCGGUGCAGAUGAACCCAGACUCGGGGCUGGAGGUGUUGGACUUCUCGCACAUCCACCUCACCAAAGACUUUGAUGACCUGGCUUGUUCCAUGAAAGAGGGCUUCCCGAGGCUCCGUAUCCGGCAUGGCAGUCCCGCAGUCUAGACUGAGCGCCUGGGAUCAUGGUUGCC
Messenger RNA from Vombatus ursinus (common wombat), 1451 nucleotides. It is a transcript of the gene LRRC74B, whose product is annotated as leucine rich repeat containing 74B. The transcript has 11 exons. The coding region runs from base 1 to 1425 and encodes 474 amino acids. Lineage: Eukaryota; Metazoa; Chordata; Mammalia; Diprotodontia; Vombatidae. Gene Ontology annotation, molecular function: protein binding. The record is from RefSeq and is a predicted model, not a curated record.